Molecule: messenger RNA, 1062 nt
Organism: Melampsora larici-populina 98AG31
Lineage: Eukaryota; Fungi; Basidiomycota; Pucciniomycetes; Pucciniales; Melampsoraceae
Exons: 5
Coding region: 1-1062 (353 amino acids)
Source: RefSeq, a predicted model, not a curated record
AUGCGUGCUCGCGGAUUUUGGGGAGGUGAUCAUUAUUGGUGUAAAGUGAUACGGACAGUUGGUGGCCUGACGGGUGUGUGGUAUCAUAAUGAUAUGCUAAAUGGUGGAAUUGCACAGUUUGUAUCUAGUGAUGUAGAGACUAUUGGAGGACCUUCACCUAAUACGAGUUGGGUGAUGUAUUCUCGAGCUCCUACCACGGAAGAGUCACUGAUAAUCAAGGCUGCAGACACCCAAAUUGACCGGGCUGUGGGCAGCAAGGUCAUAGUAGAUCGACCAUUUUCACAAAUGGAAGUCGAGGUUGACAAAGAAGAAGAAGGUGUUUCGGAAGGAGGUAACGAUUCAGAUAUUGAGAUGGUUAAGUACAAGAGCAGCAAGGAGUUGAAGGAGAUUUUUGCCUCGGAUGAUUCUUUUACUGUGAAGGUAAAACCAAAUCAAGCUCGUAGAAAAACCAAUAAUGUCAAGUACAAGAACAGCAAAGAGUUGGCAGAUUUGUUUGCUUCAGAUGACUCAGCUAGUGACGCUCCAGCUAGUGAAGCUCCUCCUCUGGCAAAAGUGCAUCCGAAACAAGCGCCUAGAAAAUCCAAGAAUCAUGUCAAAGAAGACACUCUGGCAAAAGUGAAACCAAAACCAAAACAAGUGCCUAGAAAGAAUCGUGUCAAAGACAAGAUGUUGCCCUCAGAUAAAGGUCACACAGAAGACAAAGCUCCUUUGGCAAAGAAACCAAAACGAGAAGAGGUGUUCCCCUCGGAUAAUGGUCACGCAGAAGACAAGGCUCCUUUGGCGAAGAAACCAAAACGUGGUGCGCAAGUAUUCACUACCAUUUGUUCUCAUUUGAUGACUUAUUUCUUUCAUCUCAUUGUAGCACGUGAUGAAUCCAACACGGGGAGGGAAGAAAUUGUAAAUGUAAAGAAAAAGUCGAAAUGGAAAGGAUGGCAUAUUCUGAAGGAAGGUGAAGAGAUCUCGCCAAAAGACAACACUUUGCCUGUGGGCAAUGACAGCAGCCAAGAGGGCGAUACCGGUGGUAGACGGGUAUCAAAGCGUACGAAACGUAAGAGGGAGUAA